This is a messenger RNA of Lucilia cuprina (Australian sheep blowfly), 1091 nucleotides long. RefSeq lists its product as uncharacterized. The transcript has 3 exons. Lineage: Eukaryota; Metazoa; Arthropoda; Insecta; Diptera; Calliphoridae. Bases 564 to 911 code for a protein of 115 amino acids. The record is from RefSeq and is a predicted model, not a curated record.
UUACAUGUAAAGGAAGAAAAAAAUCUUAAGAAAUCCACAUUUUACACUAAAAUUUUUUGGCGUUAGUUACUUGUUAUAACGUUACAUAAAAAAUUUUAGUGUUCAUAUAGAAAAUUGUAUUGUAGUAUGUAUCGAUUUCUGUUCAUCACUUUUUUUUGCUAAACGAAAAAAUUUUUAAUGGGCCAAUGUAAGAAAAAAAAUGUAUAACAUGGUAAAAAUUCUAAAUUGGUGCGGGAAAUCAAGUUAAAAUAUUAUUCCGGAUAAAAUUUUAAUUUCACUUAAAUCGAAGGCAUCAGCAAAAUUACCGUAUUACAUUAGAAAAUCGAUAAGAAGCACACAUUUGUUUGAAGAGAAAUUUUCGUUAAGAAAAAUAAUACAUCAUCCCCUUUUCGCCUGUCUAACCUAAAAAAUAAAGAUUGAAAAUUAUAAAAGAAACAACUUAAAGUUAAAGCUGUUGUAUUAUAAAGCAAUUUGAACCACCAUCGCCACCUUCAUCGCUUUGAAAAUAAGUAUAGAUUUGUAGUAGUAACACCUUACGUAUCGGAUAAGAUUUGAGAGCCAUCAUGUCAUUUUUAAAUAAAAUCAAAACCUCACAAUUGCCACCAAUUAAAAAUAUUCUUAAUGUAGCUGUACAAACGGCCCGUCAACAUAUGCCCGAUAAGAAGGACUAUGAACAGCCAGGUGGGGUUAGCAGUAGUAUGGCACAACCACAUCAUGAAAAUCAACCAAAUAAUACACAGGCCAUGUAUCAGGGCGAUGAAACUAACUAUGGCAGUGUUGACAGACCUACGGAAUUGAAUCCUUUUAGAAAUCCAAAUGGUUGGGCUGAUGAUGGUGAGGCUGGGGAAUAUAAGGGUGAGGGCUAUCAGACAACGUCUUUUGUGGCCAAUGAAUAUGAUGGUUUUCGGUAAGUUAUGUUUUUAUAGUCUAGACUAUAUUCUAGUCUAUAGUCAAGUCUAUAUUCUAGUCUAUAUUCUAGUCUAUAUUCUAGUCUAUAGUCUAGUCUAUAGUCUAUUCUAUAUUCUAGUCUAUAGUCUAGUCUAUAGUCUAGUCUUUAUGAUGGUUUUCGGUAAGUUAUGUUUUUAUAGUCA